AUUUCUUCUUCAGAGGCGGUAAAGUUCAAAUUCGUGGGAAGCGUUAGGUAUCUUGUGGGAAGCAAGCGCCUUGGACUGAGAAGCCGGUGGCCGAUCCUAUUUCCGUUUGGAUUUUGGAUCCUAUAGUGACGGGCGAGCCAAGUGAUCUUUCAUCAUGGGGAAGACGGCUACCCAGCAGGUUAACAAGAAUGCCAUCACACUGAAGGGCUCGGCAGAAAUCGUCGCCGAAUUUUUCAAUUUCGGCAUCAACUCCAUACUCUACCAGCGCGGCAUCUAUCCUGCCGAGUCGUUCCGGCCCGCACAGAAAUACGACCUCACCCUGUGGCUGUCACAAGACAAGGAGGUCAACGGCUAUCUCAGCAACAUCAUGGAACAGAUCAAAGUGUGGCUGGAAGCCCGUGUCGUCCAGCGAUUGGUUCUCGUCAUAUCUAACGUGGAUACCAAGGAGGUACUGGAGCGCUGGGAGUUUAUCGUGGCCAACGAGGGAGCAUCGGCGGCGGACGGCUCUGAAGUGACGGGAAAUAAAGACCCGAAGGCGAUUCGUAAAGAAGUACAGAACGUCAUUCGCCAGAUCACUGCGUCAGUGACUUUUCUGCCUCUGCUCGACUGUCCGUGCUCGUUCAACCUGCUGAUCCACACUUCCCGGGACGCCGAGGUACCGGACAAAUGGGACGAUAGUCCGCCGGGCUUCAUUGCUAAUUCGGAGCAGGUGAAGCUGCGAUCGUUCAGUACCAGCGUUCAUCGGGUGGACACGGUGGUGUCCUACAAGUGUGACGGCUGAACAGACUGCCGUCUGGAGGGAGGUGCCAUGGACUUCAGUGCGCGAGGGGCGAGUAUGUAUAUUGUGAAGAAAGGGGAUGUGGAAGUUUUGGUGAGAGAUGAGAGACUUUGGGAAGAUUGUGACAGAAUUAGUGGAGAGUGAUUGGUUUUGAAUGUGAAGAACGUGUAGAUGAAAGAUUGUAAGAUCUGAGUCUUCCUAACGAAAAGAAACUUGGCGAAAGAUUGAUGCGAAAAGAUGGUGUACGUGAACACUGUAUGAAAUGAUUUGACGUCCAAUAUAAUGUGCUCU
Amphibalanus amphitrite is the source of this 1069-nucleotide messenger RNA. RefSeq names its product mitotic spindle assembly checkpoint protein MAD2A-like. NCBI's taxonomy places the organism in Eukaryota, Metazoa, Arthropoda, Thecostraca, Balanomorpha, Balanidae. The record is from RefSeq and is a predicted model, not a curated record. Gene Ontology annotation, cellular component: kinetochore; cytoplasm; nucleoplasm. Gene Ontology annotation, biological process: mitotic spindle assembly checkpoint signaling. The transcript has 7 exons. Bases 155 to 781 code for a protein of 208 amino acids.